AUGGCCAUUCCAGCAUCCGUCACCAACGUCAGUGUGGAGUUCCUUGAGUUCGCUGCGGUGGUGGCACCUCCUGCCUCUACCAAAUCGUAUUUCCUCGGUGGAGCAGGUGUGAGAGGGUUGAAUAUUGAAGGAGAAUUUGUUAAGUUCACCGGAAUCGGAGUUUAUUUGGAAGAGAAGGCUGUGCCGUGGCUAGCUGCCAAAUGGAAGGGAAAGAGUGCAGCUGAAUUACUUGAAUCUCUUGAGUUCUACAGAGAUAUCAUCAAAGGUCCAUUUGAGAAAUUAAUUCGAGGGACAAAGUUAAGAACAUUGGAUGGACCUGAAUAUGUGAGAAAAGUGUCUGAGAACUGUGUGGCCUACAUGAAAUCCGUUGGAACUUACGACGAAGCAGAAGAAAAAGCUAUUGAGGAAUUCAGAUAUGCAUUCAAGGAUCAAAAUUUCCCACCAGGAUCGACGGUUUUCUAUAAACAAUCACCCACUGGAACAUUAGGGCUUAGUUUCUCAAAAGAUGAGACAAUUCCAGAAGAUGAGUAUGCAGUGAUAGAGAACAAGGCACUUUCAGAGGCAGUGCUGGAGACUAUGAUUGGGGAGAUUCCUGUUUCUCCUGCUUUGAAAGAGAGUUUGGCAACAAGAUUUUAUGAGUUUCUGAAAGAGGCUGAUUCCAACAUUGAGUGA
This is a messenger RNA of Sphenostylis stenocarpa, 672 nucleotides long. NCBI's taxonomy places the organism in Eukaryota, Viridiplantae, Streptophyta, Magnoliopsida, Fabales, Fabaceae. The record is from the annotation of a GenBank genome assembly.